CGUAUCACCAUUACAACGACCUAUAUCUUGUUUCACAGGUCUCGGCCAUCUCCAGUUAUGGAUUAUCAGAACCGAGCAGGCUCGAAAUUCGGAGGCGGAGGUGUCGCCUCAUCCUCUGCUACCAAUGCCGAUCGUCGCGAACGCCUCAGGAAGCUUGCGCUGGAAACAAUCGACCUUGACAAGGACCCUUACUUCUUCAAGAACCACGUCGGUAGUUUCGAGUGUCGUCUCUGUUUGACCGUUCAUCAAAAUGAUGGUUCAUACCUCGCGCAUACCCAGGGACGAAAGCAUCAAACAAACCUAGCGCGUCGCGCUGCGAAGGAACAGAAGGAAAACAAGGGAAACGAUGUGGUGCCAGGCUUGCUGGCCGGAGUGCAGGUCAGGAAAAACGUCAUCAAAAUCGGAAGGCCUGGCUACAGGAUCACCAAGAUUCGCGAUCCGGUGACGCGUCAGAAUGGCCUGCUUUUCCAAUUCCAGUUCCCAGAGAUCACGGCUGGUACGAUUCCUCGCAUGCAGUUCAUGAACGCGUACCAGCAGCAGGUCGAAGAGCCGGACCCGAAUUAUCAAUACUUCAUCGUGGCCGGCGAACCCUACGAAACUGUCGCAGUGAAGUUGCAAGCUCGCGAAAUCGAUCGACGCGAAGGCAAACUCUGGUCCUGGUUUGAUGAGGACAACAAGGAGUACUGGGUUCAACUUCUGUUCAAGACAGAGCGUGACGAACGAUAUAGUGCAGUCCCUGGUCUGGCUCCCGGUCGCAAGUGAUGCGCUAAUGCAAUCAAUGUCACUCAAAAGUCGGAAUUGUGCAUCGUCAAGCAAGAGGGGGGCGGGUUGACUGUCGAUCAAGGUAAAUCCCAACGAUCGUGCAGCUGAUUUGCAUUUUGGUUUUCUCCAGCGAUUUUCACCAGCAUCAACCACAAUGAGGAAAGGAGUUACACGGCGCUCAACGGCAUUGUUCUAUCCGGGUCUGUUAUGACUCCAUCGGUGUAGGUAGCCCUCGUAAGAGCGAUAAUGAAUAAAUUAACCUCGCAUGCUAAAGAUGGCAUUCAGGAC
This is a messenger RNA of Aaosphaeria arxii CBS 175.79, 1050 nucleotides long. RefSeq names its product putative splicing factor 3a subunit 2. Gene Ontology annotation, molecular function: zinc ion binding; nucleic acid binding. NCBI's taxonomy places the organism in Eukaryota, Fungi, Ascomycota, Dothideomycetes, Pleosporales. Gene Ontology annotation, biological process: spliceosomal complex assembly. Bases 58 to 762 code for a protein of 234 amino acids. Gene Ontology annotation, cellular component: U2 snRNP; nucleus; catalytic step 2 spliceosome. The transcript is spliced from 3 exons. The record is from RefSeq and is a predicted model, not a curated record.